AUGGCGCCAGGAGGGGGGUGGCGAGUCGUCGUUUUGCUGCUUGUGUGCGCCGCGGUUAGUGUGAGAUCGGACGGGUCGGAUCACAAGUUCAAGGUUGGCGAUCCGGUUCCGCUUUAUGCGAACAAGGUUGGCCCGUUUCACAACCCUAGUGAAACAUACCGAUACUUUGAUCUGCCCUUUUGUUCUCCAGGUACUGUGAAGGACAAAAGUGAAGCUCUUGGUGAAGUGCUAAAUGGUGAUCGUUUGGUUAGUGCUCCGUACAAGCUCGACUUUUUAGUUGACAAAGAAUCUGAAGUCAUCUGUAAAAAGAAGUUAUCACAGAAAGAAGUUGCUGAGUUUCGAAGAGCUGUUGCAAAGGACUAUUAUUUUCAAAUGUAUUAUGAUGACUUGCCGAUAUGGGGUUUCCUGGGAAAGGUUGACAAGGAAGGAAAAGCAGAUCCUAGCGAGUACAAAUAUUAUCUAUUUCAGCAUCUCCAUUUCGAAAUAUUUUAUAACAAGGAUCGGGUGAUUGAGAUCAAUGCACGUACAGAUCCUAGUGCCCUUGUGGACCUUACUGAUGACAAGGAAGUUGACGUGGACUUUAUGUACUCAGCUAAAUGGAAGGAAACUAGUGUACCUUUUGAAAAGAGGAUGGAUAAGUACUCACAUUCGUCUUCACUUCCUCGGCACUUAGAGAUCCAUUGGUUUUCAAUAAUCAAUUCAUGUGUUACUGUUCUUCUUCUUACUGGUUUUCUUGCUACGAUUUUGAUGAGAGUGCUUAAAAAUGAUUUUGUCAAGUAUGCCCAUGAUGAGGAGACAGCAGAUGACCAAGAAGAAACUGGGUGGAAGUACAUUCAUGGUGAUGUUUUCAGGUUCCCAAAAUACAAGUCUGUAUUUGCAGCUGCCCUUGGUAGUGGAACGCAACUCUUUACCCUGGCAACUUUUAUAUUCUUACUCGCUCUUGUUGGUGUAUUUUAUCCCUACAACCGAGGAGCUCUUUUUACGGCACUGGUCGUGAUUUAUGCGCUUACAUCUGGCAUUGCAGGCUAUACAGCAGCCUCUUUUUAUUGCCAGUUAGAGGGAACCAAUUGGGUCCGGAAUUUAUUAUUGACUGGAGGCUUGUUCUGUGGGCCACUCUUUCUCACAUUUUGCUUCCUUAACACCGUCGCCAUUGCUUACCAUGCUACUGCUGCUCUUCCCUUUGGUACUAUUGUGGUGAUUUUCUUGAUAUGGGCUCUUGUGACAUCACCUCUAUUAGUAUUGGGAGGAAUAGCAGGGAAAAAUAGUAAGGCCGAGUUUCAAGCUCCUUGUCGCACCACAAAAUAUCCGAGAGAGAUCCCACCACUGCCUUGGUAUCGUGGGACACUGCCUCAGAUGGCCAUGGCUGGAUUUUUGCCAUUCAGUGCAAUUUAUAUUGAGCUUUACUAUAUCUUUGCCAGUGUCUGGGGUCACAGGAUUUACACCAUUUACAGUAUUUUGUUCAUAGUCUUCAUUAUUCUCUUGAUUGUCACUGCAUUCAUCACUGUGGCUCUGACAUAUUUCCAACUUGCUGCUGAAGAUCAUGAAUGGUGGUGGAGAUCAUUCCUAUGUGGUGGAUCAACUGGCUUGUUUAUCUAUGGCUACUGCCUCUACUACUACUAUGCGCGGUCUGAUAUGUCGGGCUUCAUGCAAACGUCAUUUUUCUUUGGUGUGAAUGAGGAAUCAGAUUAUCUGUAUAAUCAUUAUAAGUUCGACAGUGAAAUUAUAUUGGGUGUGAAGUUUUUUGAUGAGUUGGGAAGAAAAGUAGAGGUCGAUGACAAUUAG
Molecule: messenger RNA, 1782 nt
Organism: Striga hermonthica
Lineage: Eukaryota; Viridiplantae; Streptophyta; Magnoliopsida; Lamiales; Orobanchaceae
Source: the annotation of a GenBank genome assembly